AUGGAGUCUGAGAGAAGGCAUCGUGCCUUGUACAAGGGGACCACUCCACCAUGGAAGGAGACCUACAGAAGGAGGUGUGUUGAAAGAUUGAAGAGCAACCGCUCUAAACUUCUGGACAAGUUCCGACAGGUGGGGGAGAGAGUGAAUGGAGGCAUUGGAGGCUCCUUCCUGGUGCAGGAGGUGAUGGAGGAAGAAUGGAGAGCCAUGCAGGCCAGUGGGGGAAGCUUCCCAUCUCUAUGGAGGAAAGACAACUUCUCACAGGCACUGGGCAUUUUACAGGAUCCGGAUGAAUUGGUAACAUUGGAAGAAAUCAGACAGGAACUUCUCUUAGAAGAGCAGGCAAUGGUUGCAGAAAUUGAAAGCAUUCUUCAGUUUGAGGAUGACUGUCUGGAUUCAGUUGUCGGGAUGAGUGCUGAAAAUCUAAUUGUGUGCCCUGUAUGUAAUAGGAAUUACCUAACCGUAACAAGUUGCUUUGUCCUAUGCCAGUGCGGUGUGUACAUCAAUUGUAAGUCUCAAGGCAUGAACAGUGAAAAGUUGCAAUCAUUACUUGAGCUAAAUCUGUCUGCACAUGCAAACAGCUGUUCUGAACAUCCAGUGUUUUCAGUUGUCAUAGAUGCUGAAGGAGUAUCCAGUUUAUUUAUGAGUUGCACUGUAAGUAAACCUUUUCUGCUGUGGGACGUCAGCGCUCUGGCAUGUGUCGAGGAGAGUUAA
Staurois parvus is the source of this 711-nucleotide messenger RNA. NCBI's taxonomy places the organism in Eukaryota, Metazoa, Chordata, Amphibia, Anura, Ranidae. The record is from the annotation of a GenBank genome assembly.